This is a messenger RNA of Boeremia exigua, 1852 nucleotides long. Its product is annotated as pre-mRNA processing factor 3-domain-containing protein. The record is from RefSeq and is a predicted model, not a curated record. Gene Ontology annotation, cellular component: U4/U6 x U5 tri-snRNP complex. Gene Ontology annotation, biological process: mRNA splicing, via spliceosome. NCBI's taxonomy places the organism in Eukaryota, Fungi, Ascomycota, Dothideomycetes, Pleosporales, Didymellaceae. The transcript is spliced from 2 exons. The coding region runs from base 197 to 1723 and encodes 508 amino acids.
CGACGCGCAUCGAGCUGUGAUCGCCCUCAUCGUCGCCGGUCGUGCCUGCCUCGAAUUCACCGUCACUUCCUCGUCCCGGUCUCCGCAAGACAGCACCAGACCCUGGCCGUACAAGAGUCAUCGCCACGUCAUUCCCAGAGCGCGUCCAUCACCCCCGAGAACUCCGCAAUUUCAUAAGGAAAUCACCGCCUUCAACAUGGUCGAGAAGCGCCCCGCCGCUGAGAUUGCCGCCGGCGAUGCUAAGCGCGCCAAAGGUGCAGAUGCCAUUGCAGCUGCGAAAGCAAAGGCGGCAGAGAUCGCUGCGCGCCUUGCUGCGAGGAAAGCCGGCGCGCCUCCAGCGGCAGCGCCCGCGCCUGCGGCGGCCUCCAGCGACACGCAGGACAGACUGGCCGCUCUGAAGGCGCGUAUGGCGGCAAUGAAGGCUGAUAAAGCUCCUGCCAAACCCGACCCAUCAGAGCCUUCUGGACCGCGAUUUGCAACGACGCUGGGCAACCGCCGUUCAGAAACACCAAUCGUCGACACAAAGUCCAAGCCCGUGGUGCAAAAGGCAAAGGAGACGCAGGAUGAAGCAUCGUUCAACCCAUACUUCGAUCCCCACGCUGCCAGCCAGCCAGGUGCGCGGACAAGGGUGUCCAAGCCGUUGCACUUCAACGAGCAUGGAAAAUACCUCGACCAGGCUUCCAAGCUCCGAGCGCAGGGCCGUCUGGAACAGAUCAAGAAGAUGCUGGCCAAGCAAGCGCGCCGUGCGGGACUCGAUGAGAACAGCGAACGCGGGUUCAUGGUCGAGCAGCCGCCAGAUAUCGAGUGGUGGGAUGAGGGCAUUCUGAAGGACAAGACAUACGACUGCAUCGAUGACCCUGAGAAGGUCAUGAUCGACACCGACGAUUCCAUCAUCACACUCUACGUACAACACCCGCCGCUGCUGAAGGCGCCACAAGACAACCGCCUAAUCGAGGUCAAACCACUGUAUCUCACAACAAAGGAGCAAGCCAAGGCACGCAGGAUGCGUCGCAAAGCUGAUCAUGAAGAGAUGCAAGCCAAGAUUCGAUUGGGCCUUGAACCGCCUCCACCACCCAAAGUCAAGCGUGGAAACAUGAUGCGUGUCAUGGGCGAACAGGCCAUUGCCGACCCCACCGCUGUCGAAAUGCUUGUCGAACAGCAGAUUGCGCAAAGGCAGAACGACCACGAGGCAGCCAACGAAGACCGCAAACUAACCGACGAGCAGCGUCACGCAAAGCUGGAGAGGAACCAAGAGAAGGACGCCCAAAAAGGUCUUUACCUCUGUGUGUUCAAGGUUAAUACACUAGCCUACGGCAAGCACAGAUACCAGAUCGACAUGAAUGCGAAACAGCACGCGCUGACUGGCCUCACGCUGUUCAACCCUGAUCUCAACCUGAUCAUUGUAGAAGGCGGUCUUCAUUCGAUUGAAAAGUACAAGAAGUUGUUGCUACAGCGCAUCAAAUGGUCUGAGAAUGCCGAGCCCACAGAAAUCCAAAUUGAGAAAACAGCAAACGACCCGCAGUGGAUGAAGAGCCUCGACGCGAACGGCAACCUCAAAGAUCACUCGCAGAACAAAUGUACGCUGCUCUUUGAAGGCGAGGUCAAAAACCGCGCGUUCAGGAAAUGGGGGUCAAAGAUGUGCGAAACGGCGGGUGAGGCACGCGAGAUUCUCAGCAGGAGCAAGUUGGACAGUUUGUGGGCCCUCGCAAAGAGUGUAGACUAGGGAAAACAAAGCGUCCCCCAACGGCAGCUGGUGACCUUCGCAUUGAUUACCCAGGUUAUCCCCCGUCCAGAGAGGUCGAGAACGAUGUUCUACAGAUGCAAGUAAGUGCCGCCUGCCCAUAUCGACCUC